AAAGUGUAAUAUCAGAGCCUGCACCAGCACUAAGGAGGUAGCGCGCACCUUGAUUGUCAAAGCUCAGCGCAUUUACAGCGCCACGAUGGCCCUCGGAGAAUUGGCCCUUGGUUGCGCGGGCGAGGUCAUGAUAGAGGCGAGACGUCUGGGCGCGGCGUAGAUCUUGCCGGCCGCCUAUUUCUCGCAGCUGGAGAAAGCUCUCCAUGAAUAGACUUGAUGAGAUUAAGCAUAUAUAUGUAGAGAGCUGGAGACUCUGAGCUUGAGCAUGGCAUGUGGUGCGUAUUUGCAGAUUUAGAUUCAAGCUUGCGCGGUCGUCUUCUGGGAUUGGAAUGUUACACGUAGUUCUAACACUUGACUUGAGCUCGGUCACUAGAUUACGGUGUUACAUAAUAAUUCCCAUGACUGAAGCUCUCUCUAGCUCGCUUUGAAGUCGAGCUACUCCUUUCGCAUGCCUCUGCAGCUACACUUGGAUGUGUACGAUACUAGGUUUCGUCCAAGUCUUUUGAAAGCCGCUGCCGAGACUCAGGAAAGAGAGCCUCCCGCUAAGCGCCUGAAGCUAUCCUCAACGGGCUCGAGUCCCGAUGAGUUGAUCACUCUUUGGGAUGUCGAGGUUGUGCUAGAGUACCCGGAUCACGCUGUGCAUUUAGACGCGUUGAACGGUCUCGUUCUUGAAGACAUUUUCUCAACCAAAACAUCAAACAUCAGUACCGCCAGGAUCAGUGUUGGGGUCUCGAAUGCAUGGCUGGUUCAAGGGGCAUUGUUAUCUGUCAAGAAGGAUCCGACUGACUAUGCGCAUCAAGCGCUGCUCUACAUGCUAGCCAUGUCGCCAACGAGCUCAGUAGUGAAAAGCAUGCACCAGGUCUACGAGCAUGCCAAGUAUAUCCGACAAGUCCAAAUCAAGGGCUCUUCGGUAUGCUUUGUUUCCAGAUUCUCUGUUGCGCCCUUACUGCAGUGGUCACAAAGCUCAGUCAGCCUGGCCCGGAACAAGAUGUUUAGCUUCUUCAUCGACUUGAUGUAUCCCGAUCAGCCUGCAGCCUCACCCACGGUCUCCGAUUUCUACAGCUUCCUAAAACCGCCGGCUGCUACAGAGGAGACUUACGAGUCGCCCUUUAUCAAGACAGAGCUCCUGCACUAUCAGCGCAACGCAGUCCACUGGAUGCUGCAACGAGAGUUGGGCAGAGGCGAGACUGCACAGCUCUGGCUUCCAUACAAGAGCAAAGAUGGAAGUCCUGUCUUUAUGCAAAAGAUCAUCGGCCUGGUCACUAAGUCGAAAGCCGAGACUGAGAGCUCCAAUUCGAUUCCUGGAGGGCUUCUUGCUGACGAGAUGGGUCUGGGCAAGUCGCUGGCGAUCAUUGCGCUUGCGGUGCACAAUCAGAUGAGUGGUCCAGACAUGGAGCCUCAAGUAGAUCACUUCACUGGGAACACGGUCAAACCAAUUGGCGCGACUCUGGUGGUCUCUCCUCCUUCCAUCCUUCAGCAAUGGAUUGACGAGGUCGCUAAGCACUCGUCCCUCAGAGUGUGUCACUAUCGGGGAAUGGCCAAAACCGCAAUCGGAGAACAUGAUUUUACUCAAUACGAUAUUGUCGUGACCGCGUACGACACACUGGCUGCAGAAGUCUACCACGCCACGCCAGUCAUAUCUGAACGAAAGCUACGCACGCCAAGUUUAGAAAAGCGCAAGUGUCCUCUUGUCUUACACGAAUGGUUUCGAGUGGUGAUGGACGAAGCGCAAAUGAUUGCCACCGGGUCAUCUGCCGCUGCUCAAGUGGCAUGUCAAAUACCACGAAAGAAUGCAUGGAUUGUCACUGGAACGCCCAUCUCCAAAUCAUGUGUCGAUACAUUCGGUCUCCUUCAUUUUCUGCGCAUUGACCCAAUCUAUGCCAAUGCGAGCUUGUACAACAGAAUUCUUGACAGUGCCACUGCCAUGGAUACUAUUGAGAGGCUAUUCAAACCUCUUUCUUGCCGAAACACAAAAGCGCUUGUCUCCGCGGAAAUUGCGCUGCCUCAACAGACGAUGUAUCUAUGUCCUGUUGAGCUGACUGCAAUCGAAGCAAGUAACUUCAACGAUCUGUUGGAUGCUGCUCUCGAGGAAAUCGGCAUCUCCAAGACUCUCAUCUCAGCAUCGGAUGAUUCUUGGACGGAGCAGUUGACGUCGCAACAAGUCAGUUUGAUGCAAGCCUGGAUUAGCCGAUUGAGACAAGCUUGUACUCAUCCGUACAUUGGAGGCAAGAAUAAAGCUUCAUUCGCCAUCAAUGUCAAGCCAUUACAGACUCUCGCGGAUGUUCUAGAUGGCAUGAUUGACGCGACCAAUCGCUCACUAGAGGUGGACCGUCGUGCCAGGGCAACAGCCAUCCUGCGAAAGGGGCAAAUCCUCGAAUACACAGCAAAGCAUGAUCAAUCGCUCAAGAUUUGGCAAGAUCUGUUGCCGACUUUACAGGGCGAGGUCGAAGUUGCCUCUGCCAAUCAUGCUGCUAGCCAGAAGCGGCAUCUGGACGACAAGACUGAUGAAGUGGCUGAGCGUGCGUUUAAGUUGAGUUUGACUGAUUUGCGACAUUGGCGUGAGCUCCUUCAACGAUGCUACUUCUUCAUUGGCUCUGCUCACUUUCAGCUGAAGAAUGAGGACCAAGAGAAGGAAGCCUAUGCAAAUGCCAAACAAGUACGCAAGGAGUUGCUAGCUGAAAGCGAAGAAGAUGCUCUAACUCAUAUCGCCAAAGUUGUCAAACGAUUCAAGGCCCAGGACUUUGUUGUCAUACCGGAGAUGCGUUUCUCCGAUUUUACCGGUGGCUUCUCAUCGAGACCGCUCCUCGAACGCUUACAGACGAUCACUGAGAUUUUGAAUGAUCAAGCUGGGCUCAUGGAUGAGUGGAGAGAAUCUUGCCUAGACCGUUUGAUAACACAAUUACCUGACCAGAACGACGAGGCAUCGGGAGGCGAGUAUGAAGAAUCACUUGACAAGCAAGCAGAGGCUUCAGACUACCAUGAUCUGGUCAGGAUUGCUACGGCUGACCGCAUGGCACUCGUCAAUGGCCUUGCCAAUACGAUGGUUGAGAAUGAUGCUCGUACACUUGCUCAGUCUUCGGCCAGGAGUGAAAUUGUCAAAGCAGGUCUGGCUGCUCGAAAUCAGUUAAUCCCAAAGGGUGGCUAUCAACAGUGGGAUUCGCUAGUCGCCGUCGUCAAUGCAUUCAAAGCCAAAGUCAGGCAGCUGGAGCAUAUGACAGAUGCUCGGACUACAACAUCGGCAAGGCUGGAGCUUGACAUCGCUGUUCGGGCUCUCGAGCAGCUACAGAAAAGGGCGGCACCGCAAAUCAAGUGUUGCGAAGCUCUCAAGGCUGAAUUCGAUCUCGUUGUUGAGACCUUGAACGCUCGCCUCUUGUACUACAAACAGCUGCAAGGCAUAUCAGAUGGGCUCACUGCAUUCACUGUACUCAAGCACGUCAGCGAUGAGAAUCUGCUCAAUGAAGACUUGGACAGAGCCCUUGGACGGGAUAAAGCUGUCGAACUCGAGGAGUCUGACAUCAGCGACGAGGAGCGAGCUAGUCGAGUUUUCACAGCUAUGCACAAAGUGGACGCAGAGAUCUUGCAGCGUGAGACUGUCAUCAGUAAAGGGCAGACUCGAGAAAAGUAUCUCAGGUAUUUGGGAACAUUGAAGGACAAGGAAAAAGAAACAUGCACGAUCUGCAUUACCGAAUUUGACAAGGGAGUCAUGACCGUUUGUGGCCACAUCUUUUGUCGUGAUUGUUUCAAGGAAUGGUUUCGUCAGCAUCGCGCCUGUCCCCUGUGCAAGAAGCUUUUGGACAGAAACUCUUUCCAUUCAAUAACACUGAAGAAUGUGUCUGUCAAAUCUCCGCCCGAGGUCAAUUCAAAAGCGAGCAUGCACUCUGUCGAAUACGAAUACCCGAGGCUCAGCCAAGAGCAGCUCGCAGCUAUCAAUCAGGUGACGCUUGUCGGCUCUUACUCGAGCAAAAUCGACACGAUCGUGAAGCACAUUAUUUCCAUCCCCGAUGGUCAAAAGGCGGUGCUGUACAGCAAUUGGCUUGAAGUCUUGUCUCUCUUCUCACUCGCAUUGGACAAGAAUGAAGUCAAGACUGCACUGCUGGGACAGAGGUGCAAAAAGUCACAACCUCAAGGUUUGGAAGAUUUUAUGAAUGAUUCGAAGUGUAAAGUUCUGCUGAUGAGUGGCAAAUCACAGUCGUCAGGCCUUACUUUGGUCAAUGCUACCCAUUUGUUCCUGGUGGAGCCGCUGCUCAAUCAAGCAGUCGAGCAGCAAGUCGUGUCACGCAUUCACAGAUUUGGCCAGACUCACGAGACAUCGGUGUAUCAAUAUACAGUCGAGGGUUCCGUGGAGAUGACGAUCUUGAAGGAGAAUGCCAGGCUCCGCAGGCAGACGAAAAUGGAAGUCGCUGAGGAGACUGGUCCAGUCAUUCUGGGGGACAGCCAGUACAAGAGGCGUCUCAGAGCAGGGGAGGUGACGGAUACGAAUGAGACGAUUGCCCUGUUCAAGUGUAACUUUGAGCAGCGGCCUGGUGUGAUGGGAGACGAGGAGGAGCAGGAUACGCUGCUUGGUCCCAUCUGAAUGAGUUUCCUUAGCGAUGACAUCAUAUGGCCUGGACUUGCACGUGCUCGAGAUGUCUCCGGAGCUU
Protomyces lactucae-debilis is the source of this 4640-nucleotide messenger RNA. RefSeq names its product SNF2 family N-terminal domain-containing protein. Gene Ontology annotation, molecular function: ATP-dependent chromatin remodeler activity; ubiquitin protein ligase activity; ATP binding. Gene Ontology annotation, biological process: protein polyubiquitination; DNA damage response. NCBI's taxonomy places the organism in Eukaryota, Fungi, Ascomycota, Taphrinomycetes, Taphrinales, Protomycetaceae. Bases 449 to 4573 code for a protein of 1374 amino acids. The record is from RefSeq and is a predicted model, not a curated record. Gene Ontology annotation, cellular component: nucleus. The transcript has 2 exons.